Messenger RNA from Selaginella moellendorffii, 2010 nucleotides. RefSeq names its product kinesin-like protein KIN-10C. The coding region runs from base 9 to 1937 and encodes 642 amino acids. The record is from RefSeq and is a predicted model, not a curated record. Gene Ontology annotation, biological process: mitotic spindle organization; microtubule-based movement. The transcript is spliced from 13 exons. NCBI's taxonomy places the organism in Eukaryota, Viridiplantae, Streptophyta, Lycopodiopsida, Selaginellales, Selaginellaceae. Gene Ontology annotation, molecular function: microtubule motor activity; ATP binding; DNA binding.
UAGCAGCAAUGCUGAGCCCUCGAGUCUCUACGCCGCGGCGAUCGCGCCUUGGAGUGAUCUCGCCCAUGAGGAAGACGCCCGUCACGGCAUCGCCAAUGAAGCCCCGGCGCUCCAAGGUUCGUGUUGUGUCUAGACUACGCCCUUUCUGUUUGGACGAGGCCGAGAGGAAUCAAUGCGUCCGCAAGAGCGAGGACACCAUCGAGAUCUGUGACGAGAAAACCACUCAAAUUGAAUCUUUCAAGCUGGAUUGCUGCUAUGGAGAGUCGGAUGAUCUCGCCGAAAUUUUCAAAGCCGAGGUGGAACCAGUGAUACCGCUGCUCUUUUGUGGUUGCAAUGCCACAGUCUUUGCCUAUGGAGCUACUGGAAGCGGAAAAACCUACACGAUGCAGGGAGAAGAACAAAAUCCCGGUCUCAUGGUUCUGGGACUGAUGCAUAUCCUGUCCUUGGCCGAGCGUGAUGCUAAAUGCAAAAUCGAGCUUUCCUACUACGAGCUUUACAUGGAGCGUUGCUACGAUCUCCUGGAGCCAAAGUCGGGUGAACUACCUAUUCUAGAAGACAGUGAUGGUAAUAUCCAGCUUCGGGGGCUUGCUCAGGUUCAAGUAAAAUCGUUGAAAGAAUUUCAAGAUCUGUUUGCAAGAGGUUGCUCGAACCGAAAGAUUGGUGUCACCGGACUAAACGCCGCUUCCAGCCGCAGUCACAGUGUGUUGGUGGUGACUGUGACAAACACUGACGAAGAAAACACGACUUUGCCGUUGGUUGGAAAGCUGAGCCUCAUAGAUCUUGCAGGAAACGAGGACACGCGACGGUCAGGUACUGAUGGCAUUCGCCUUGUUGAAAGCGGCAGGAUCAAUCAAUCGCUCUUCGUUUUAUCGAACGUGAUCAACGCUUUGAAUGCGAACGAAAAGAGGGUGCCAUAUCGAGACAGCAAGCUAACUCGCAUUUUACAGGAUUCCCUAGGUGGAACGAGUUGCGCGCUAAUGAUUGCUUGCCUGAGUCCUGGGUCUUACAUGGAAGCGGCACAGACGUUGCGUCUGGCAGUAAGAUCAAGGCAGAUUGCAAAUCCUGACAGUAUUGAAUCGCCAGUCGACACAGAUUCAAAAUUUAAACCUGCAAGGAAAUCUCUUGUCAACUCUCCCUUGAAACUUUCAAGCCCGGUGCAGAAUAAGCCUUCGAGCAAGUCUCCUUCUCGGUUUGGACAGCGGCUCACAUUGAAAAGAGUUCAAGCUGGGUCUUCUUCUUGUUCUAGUUCCAGGACCGAGACAUCCUACCGUGAGUCAGCAAUCUUCUCAAUUGUUGAAGACGUGCCAGCACUAGAGAAUGGGCAGGAAACCAACACUGAUCCUAAAGAAAAGCCAGAGGAGGCAGAGGAAGUGUGCUCGUCAUUAGAAACAAAUUCGUGCUCUCCCUUUGCGAAAGAAGCAAACGUUCGUCAAGAGUUGACGAGCAUCACAAGUCAGGAAGACGAUAUGCAAUGUACACCACAAGAAAAAACUUUUGUUCCCUCCAAUUCCCCGCCCUUGAGCUCAAUGCUUCGGAACCUCGGGAGCUCUCUGAGAGAAGCACUGACACCUCUACCAAUCAACUUCACUCCUCAAACAAGCUUGGAACCUUGUACACCGAGAUAUGACGAUGUUCAACAAAUCUCAAAUUGUGGCUGGACUGCUGUUGAACGAUUUACCAACAACAGUCGCGAUUUACAGGGAGCUCUUUUGAAAGAAUACCUUGAUAUUCUCAACACUGGAACUACAGAAGAUUUGCUAUCACUCAAGGGUGUUGGAAAGAAGCGUGCAGAUGCUAUAUUGAAGCUCCGUGAAGCUAAUUGUGAAGCUCCUUUCAACCAACUUAGAGAUCUUCAAAAAAUUGGACUCAGUGCAAAGCAAGCUGAGAAGCUUUUCCAAGGAAGCGUUGUUCGUCAAGUUUUAAGCAUGAAGCACUGAUAAUAUCAGUGUAAUGUACUAUUAUGUGAAGCGUUCUACAUGGGUGCUCCAUGGAAGCCACUUUCCAGGACUA